Rubroshorea leprosula is the source of this 1795-nucleotide messenger RNA. The record is from the annotation of a GenBank genome assembly. Lineage: Eukaryota; Viridiplantae; Streptophyta; Magnoliopsida; Malvales; Dipterocarpaceae.
AUAAGCCCAAUUUCAGAUGGGCCCAAUUUCAGAUUUUUGCCCUAAUCCUUAAAAUGCUAUGACCGAGCAAGCAGAACCGAGGAAGGAAGGAUUCUAAAGAAACAGCCAUGGCGGAGGAUGCCGUAUUGGGGUACUUAGCAACUCAUGAAGAGAUGCUGGACUCAGGUCAGUUUGCCUCCGAACAUGGGCUUGAUCAUAACGAAGUCGUCAACGUCAUCAAGAGCCUCCAUGGUUUCAGAUACAUCGACGCUCAGGAUAUAAAGAGGGAAACUUGGGUUCUUACAGAUGAGGGAAAGAAGUAUGCUGCUGAAGGGUCCCCUGAAGUGCAACUGUUCUUGGCCGUGCCACCAGAGGGCAGCAUUUCGAAGGACGAACUGCAGAAAAAUCUUGAUCCUUCAGUUUUCAAAAUUGGCUGCUCACAAGCUGGAAAAAACAAAUGGGUGGAGAUGGGAAAGCAAGUAUCCAGGAAGGUUCAACAUGUGGAGGACAAGGUCAAGAAUUUGCUUAUGCGGAUACAGGAUGGAGAGGCACUUGAAAAAGAUGAUAUCAACUCACUUAAAGCAAGAAAGCUUAUUGUCCCACAGACAUGGAAGGGUUACUCUGUCAAAAAAGGUCCUAACUAUGCUCCCAAAAGAAAGAAAGUUGCUACUGAUUUGACACGAGAGAAUCUUCAGAGGGGUGACUGGAAGGAGUUAGAGUUCAAAGAGUAUAACUUUAAUGCUAAAGGACCUCCUGCUGAAGCCGGCCAUCUUCAUCCGCUGCUCAAGGUGAAAGAUCAAUUGAAGAACAUAUUUCUUCAGAUGGGUUUUGAGGAGAUGCCAACUAACAACUUUGUUGAAAGCAGCUUCUGGAACUUUGAUGCAUUGUUCCAGCCACAACAACAUCCUGCUCGUGAUUCCCAUGAUACAUUCUUUUUGGAAGUUCCUUCCACUACAAGGCAAUUGCCUGAGGAUUAUGUAGAGUUGGUGAAGCGUGUUCAUGAGGAUGGCGGUUAUGGCUCCAGAGGAUAUGGGUAUGAGUGGAAAAGAGAGGAAGCAAACAAAAACUUGCUGCGGACACACACAACUGCUGUAUCAACCAGGAUGCUUUAUGCACUAGGAAAGCAACCGUUUGCCCCCAAAAGGUACUUCUCAAUUGACCGUGUUUUCAGAAAUGAAGCAGUUGACCGAACUCAUCUUGCAGAAUUCCAUCAAAUAGAAGGUCUAAUAUGUGAUCGAGGGCUCACUCUUGGUGACUUGAUUGGUGUUCUGCACGACUUCUUCUCUCGACUAGGCAUGUCUAAGCUACGUUUCAAACCUGCUUACAACCCAUACACGGAGCCCAGCAUGGAAAUAUUUAGUUAUCAUGAAGGACUGGGGAAAUGGGUUGAAAUUGGGAAUUCAGGCAUGUUCAGACCUGAAAUGUUGCUUCCUAUGGGAAUCCCAGAGGAUGUUAGGGUUAUUGCAUGGGGGCUUUCUCUUGAAAGACCGACCAUGAUACUGUACGGAAUAAGUAACAUCAGGGAUCUCUUCGGACACAAGGUUGAUCUCAGUCUCAUCAAAAGGAAUCCGAUUUGCCGCAUUGGAAUCAAUUAAAUCAUGGAUGAUCUUGUGAUUCUUUUUAAAUUUCCUUCUGUAACUUGGGCAAACAAAUACUGCAUCUUCAUACAUACAUGCAACACUUGCAGUUUACGCACAAUUCAUGCCCUACCUUUACUUCGAGGGCUCAUUCAUACAUGCUUAUACGAUGAAGAUGUCUCUAUAAGAUUUUGUUACGGUUGGACCCAUUUGUUUUGGUUUUGUUCCUUGAUGAUGCU